CCGGUGUUCUCCGAGGACGAGCGUAAAACGUAACCUCUUGAGACCCUCGUGACACAUGUGAGUGCUCCAAAAAUCCUGUCAAAAAGAAAAAAAAACGGACAAUAAAACAAUGGUGAUGAGUGAAGCAGAGGACAGGUUGACACAGAUAAACACAGCCCUGAACAGAUCGAUGGUGCUGAUGGAGGAGUCUGCAAGAAGCUCUCCAAAGCCCAAGGAUAAGAGAUCCCGUAAGUCAAUAACGAUAAACACAACAGCAGUCAAGGCGACGAGUACUCCUGUCCAGGAGAACACAAUCAGGAAGAGUAUCUUAAAGAGAAAGGAGACUGAAAAAAAUGAGGAGACUCCGCUCACCGGGAGUUUGUCGUUCUCCAAUGGUUGGAACCCUGGGAGCACCGAGGAGAACACCCACAAGGCGGUGGAUCGUCCUCACAACCUAGAGGAAUUGGUCUCGAUGGAGCAGCUAGUGGUUGAUUCCACAAGUCAAACCUACACUUUAGAGGACGUGGACCCGGACGAUGAGCUCUGGAUUAUCGAUGUCCCCAAGUCUGUCGAGCCUCUAGAACUGCAAGGACAAAUUCUCCACCUCGGGGCUAAAACUAAAAUGAAAAUCGGUCAGGAGAAGUACCAGGCAACUAGUCACGAUACUUCGGAUUGUCUCACCUGCGUUUUUGGCACUGGGAGGGACGACAAACCCUUCAAAAUCGUUAAUAUCAGACCCUCUGGGACCGUCACGAUGAGGAGAAGACUGACGUCGGUGGCUAAAGCCUGUCUCGGGGCUGACAUUGCCAAGAAUCCUGUGCCCUUCCCCAAGGGAAUCAAACCACGGGAUCCACUUGCUGGGGUUUCGCUCAAUGGAAAAGUUAAGAAGAAGUCCAAGUCUAGGUUGAAGAAACUCGAUGGAUUAGAUUAAGAGGGUCGUUCGGGGUGGUAUGUAUUGAAUCAAUACUUUCGAGAUGCGAGGGUUUAUACAUAUUUUAUUAUAAGGCGCUCAGCUUUUUUGAGAAUGUGAGGAAUUCGUUUGGAGUUUUUUUACUCUGGAUUGGGAAUUUUAGCAGCUGAAGGGAGAGAAGUUUGUGUGGUAUUUCAUUAUAAAAGGCGACUCUGGAUGUUUUUUUUUAAUCUACUUCUGGUAGUGUUCCUUAAUUAUGUGCUACUGAGUUCUAGAAUUUUCAUGAAUUGAUGAAUUGAUCCUGGAACAGUUUAUCUUUGUUACAAUUAAUUAAUGAAGUACUCUAAUGAAGAAUGGUGUAAUUCAAUAAAUUUUUUAUUAUUUUUGCACUGAAAAAAUGGGAAAUUUUUUCUUCUUUAGAAUUGAUACAAUGAAUUAAUAACCUUUAACCUAGCGAAUGAAAAUAAAAAAAUUGUUGUUCUUCCCACGGCCGAGAUUACACCGAGAUUUCCGCGCGUGAAUCGAAUCAUUGAUUUAGGAGAUAUUCAAUUUUGUAUCUAAAUCUAUUUUCAGUAAAAUAUUGGAAACCAGAAACUGUAUCCAACUGAUUUCAUUUGAUUUUCUGUCUUAUGGAAUUGAGUGUAUUAAAUCAUGUUUAUUAAAUCCCGAAAAAA
Messenger RNA from Fopius arisanus, 1563 nucleotides. RefSeq lists its product as uncharacterized. The transcript has a single exon. NCBI's taxonomy places the organism in Eukaryota, Metazoa, Arthropoda, Insecta, Hymenoptera, Braconidae. Bases 110 to 910 code for a protein of 266 amino acids. The record is from RefSeq and is a predicted model, not a curated record.